GUGCCUUUUCAACCUCCCUGGGAAGUCUCUCGCUCACUAAACCCCUUCUCUCAAAAACCCCUCGCCGCCAAAAUUUUGCCGGCGACAGUGCCGUCGUCAAUUUAUGCCCUAACCCCCACUUCAAUUUCUACUUCAAGUGCAAAAAAAUUCUCAUACUCAAAUUCAUAUAUAUUUUUGUUCAUUUGGUAAAAAAUUUCAAAUAUUCAUUCCCUACUUUUCAGGUUUGCUUCUUUAAAAUCUUUGCCCUUGUUAAGACGGGGUUAUCCUACCGUUGUUUUGGUUGAUACAUGACUUCUCAUUGAAGUUACUUGAGGGGGCUCUCUUGAAGAAAGCAAACUAGUCGUUCGGUUUUUCGUUUUCCCUUUUACGCUUUCUUUCUUAAGAAAUUGUGGAGCCACUUAUUAAUCGAUCAGUCAGUCUUUGUUCUUGAAUCAGGAACCGUCAGUGGUAAAAGAAGAAUGUCUCAUUAUCGUGUAGCAGCUCUGCACAAACUCCUAAGAAAUGCCAUUGGGAUUAGCUGCACCGGCAUAUCUUCCUCCACUAGAACUCCCGCUGUAAAUGGCCUCUACUGUCGGCGUCUUCUUCAGCCGUUGUCAUAUUCACCUUCCCGAUAUUAUUGCGCCAAUCAUGUCCCAAAUAUCAACCCGGUUGCCCUGCAAAUGAUUGAUUAUGCUCUUGGCCUUGCUCGCUCUCAGAAAACUGAUGAAUCAUACGGGGAAGCUUUGCUGGUACUGGAGCAGGGUCUAUCUUCUCAAUCACAAGGAGGACCAGAUGCUACUAUAGAGAAUACCAAGGGGGUGAUUUUACUUGCUAUUUCUAGUCUAUUGUCUGAAAGGGGGAAUAUUGAUGAAGCUAUGCAAGCCUUGCUGAUGAUCCAGGAUUUAAGUAGUUCUUAUGUUGGUGUAAGAGUUGCUGCAAUGGAAGCACUUGUUGGGCUCAAUUUAGAAAUCGGUUUGGAUGAUACCUCAUCAGUGCUCGCAGAUAAAUGUUUGAAACUAUUGGAGCAUGAAAGCUUGGAGACUGGUGAUGAGCGUGGCUAUAAAGUUUUUAGUGCACGUUCUAAAGCCAUUAAAGGCUUGGUUGAGAUAGUUCAUGGAAAUAUGGAAUCAGCGAAGGGAUUCUUUGAAGGUUGUCUAGAUGAGGGCUGCAUUGGCAAUGCAUCUCUGUCAUAUGGUGAAUUCUUGCAUGCUAAGCGGGACUUCAAUGCUGCAAAGGAGUUGUAUCAGAAGGCAAUUGCUGAAUCAUCUGAGAAGAAGGAUUUCAAUUAUCCAUAUGACUUGGGGGCAUGCAAUAUGUCACCAGAAGAAGUUCUGUUGGCAGCCACAUGCGCUUUGGGGCAGCUUGAGUCUCAUUUGGGGAAUUUUGGGGAUGCAGAAUUGAUUUUGACGAGGGCAUUGAAGAAAGCAGAAGAAUAUUUCGGCACACACCAUCCUAAAGUGGGAGCUGUAUUAACUUGCAUAGCACUCCUGUAUCGACAGAAAGCAAUUGCCGAACGCUCAAGUUCUCUCUUGAUACAAGAGGGACUCUACAGGAAGGCUAUAGAUAUGCUAAAAGCUCCUCCAUUAGAGACAGAUGAUGCAAAAGCAAAUGUGGAGCAUGUUCGAGAAAACGUGGAUAAAAGGGAUGUAGUUGCCCUUGCCAGAGGGGGGUAUGGUGAAGUACUUUGCGUCCAGCAAAACAGAAAUGAUGAAGGAGAAAGAAUGCAGAAAUGGGCAGAGGCUUGGUGGAGAAAUCGUCGGCUAUCACUUGCUGAAGCACUUGACAUAUCCAAGUCUUCUUCCAAAGUCCUGGUACUUGAUACUCGGAUAUGCAGAGCACUUUAGAUGCUGAAACUUCCUUCUGUAUCACAGGAUCUGUGCAUCUCUAGAUGCUGUACAAAAUAAAUCAUGCAACUAAUUUUGUCUUUGCUGCCUGAUUUGUACCAUUCUACAUUUCUACUGUCAUAUGGGGUAAAUGAGAACUUGUGUUUAUUUUAUGGCCUCUCUGCACAAGUAGUUAAGUACAUGGCAAUUUUUGAUUUAGUGGGUAAUGGGAAACUUUCUUGCUGAUCUGUUUUAAGCCAUGUCUAGUCCGAAAUAAUUCUAUGAAACUGAUGUCUAUCAUAAAGAAUGAUUUCCUGUACAUUUUCAAGUGCUGUGGUAUAUAUAUUUCUGAAUUGAACUUCCUUUGU
Messenger RNA from Chenopodium quinoa (quinoa), 2170 nucleotides. RefSeq lists its product as uncharacterized. Lineage: Eukaryota; Viridiplantae; Streptophyta; Magnoliopsida; Caryophyllales; Amaranthaceae. Gene Ontology annotation, cellular component: mitochondrion. The coding region runs from base 459 to 1823 and encodes 454 amino acids. The transcript has 14 exons. Gene Ontology annotation, molecular function: protein binding. The record is from RefSeq and is a predicted model, not a curated record.